CUUUGGUGCCGUCUCCGCUUUUUCCUUGUCCUCGAAGUUCUUCUGCGUCCGCAGUCGAAGGGACGAAGAAGGAUGUUCUUCUUUCUUACCCGUACCCGCCUUCGAUGGAAAAAUCUUCUACUCCCGCAUUUUCCUCGUUUCUCUUUGCGAAUCCGAUGCCCGCUUGACAAAAGUGCCACCUUUUUCUUUUCCAGAUUAAAAAGAAUCACUCUGGGUUCUAUUCUCCUUCUUUCGCUCAAUUGCUUUCUACUGGAGUUACGUGUAGGUAGGAACGUCGUUGGGAGUUGCAUCUGUACUUCACUUGAGCCACCGCCGUCGCCAGAUCAGGGAUAAAGCCUAGCCCGAGCCGAGAAGAGCGGAUGACGAGAUGGAGCCUGUGAAGGAAGGAGGCCUUAGGUUCUAUCACCAUCGGAAGGAGAAAGCAACCAAAUCCGUGCAACUUGUCUCAAAAUCUGCAUUGAUAACCAAUAAAAUUGAUGCUUACAGCCCUCUGGGUUCUGAAGUUUUUGCUGAGGACCUUGAUCCUCGGAGGAAGUGGAUACUGGAUCCGCAAAGUGGCAUCGUAUCAAUAUGGAAUUGUGUUUUCCUCACCUCAUGCCUGAUGGUGCUGUUUAUUGAUCCCCUGCACUUUUAUUUGCGUGUGGUUGAGAAGAGCCAUACCAUGUGCAUUAAGAUAGACAACGAUUUGAUAGUUUCCAUUACCUUCUUGCGAACUCUUGCCGACCUAUUCUACACGCUGAACAUAGCAGUAAAGUAUAGGACUGCAUAUGUUGCUCCAAGCUCAAGAGUUUUUGGACGGGGUGAACUUGUGAUGGAUGGCAAGAAGAUAGCAAAAAGGUAUUUGAAAUCAGACUUUGCUCUAGAUGUUGCAGUCGCCCUUCCAAUACCUCAGAUUUUUAGCUGGUUGAUUGUACCAGCAAUCAAGAGCUUAAGUGCUGAAAAUAAGCACAAUGCAUUUGCCGUUAUUGUUCUAGCACAGUAUAUAGCAAGACUAUAUCUUGUGUUUUCUUUGAGUCAUCAAAUCAUUUUAACUAGUGAGGUAUUUGCAAAGACUGCUUGGGUUGGAGCUGCUUACAAUCUUCUGCUUUGCUUGAUUGCCAGCCAUCUUAUAGGAGCUUCUUGGUAUCUUCUUUCCCUUGAUCGCGUGAUCACAUGCUGGAGAUCACAAUGCAAACUAGAAGAUGGCAUGAAUGGAACAUUGUGUCAUCCUACAUUUUUCUAUUGCGAUCAGUUCAGUCAACCAGAUCGUCUAAGAUGGUCUACUGUCACAAAUGUUUUCCAAAGUUGUGAUCCUGAUGGUGGUAUUUUCAACUAUGGAAUAUUUAAAAUUGCAUUGGCAAAUGACAUUUUUGGCACACAUUUCAGCAACAAGUACUUUUAUUGCCUUUGGUGGGGAUUCCAAAAUCUAAGCUCCUAUGGCCAGAAUUUGGAUACAAGUAUGUUCGUUGGAGAAACAUUGUUUUCUAUACUUACCAUCAUGGUUGGUCUUGUGUUGUUCGCGCAUCUGAUAGGUAACAUACAGACCUACCUGCAAUCUACCAAUUUAAGGGUUGAAGAGUGGAGGCUAAAGAGAAGAGACGCUGAAAACUGGAUGAGACAUCGUCAACUUCCUCAUGGUUUGUGUGAAAGAGUCAGGGAAUUCAUUCAAUACAAUUGGAUGGCAACUCAGGGAGUGGAUGAAAAAUCUAUACUGUGUGUUUUGCCUGCACACCUUCAUCGUGACAUUCACCGUCAUUUAUGUUGGGAUCUUGUUAGGCGGGUGCCACUCUUCUCGCAGAUGGAUGAUCAACUUCUUGAUGCCAUAUGUAGGCAUCUUGUUUCUUCUUUAUGCACCAAAGGGACAUACAUUGUUCACGAGGGUGAUCCUGUAACGGAGAUGCUUUUCAUCAUUCGUGGGAGUUUGGAUAGCUCUACAACGGACGGAGGUCGAGCAGACUUCUUCAACUCCAUAACCCUGAGACCAGGUGAUUUCUGUGGUGAGGAGCUGGUGGAAUGGGCUCUCCUUUCGAAGUCCACAGGCAACUUCCCUGCCUCCACCAGAAGUGUGAGAGCACUCGUCGAAGUAGAGGCCUUUGCGCUGCAUGCAGAAGACCUCAAGCUCGUGGCAAAACAGUUUCGUGUGCUCCAUAGCAAAAGGAUGCAGGACGCUCUGCGGUUCUAUUCACAUCACUGGAGAACAUGGGCUGCUUGCUUCAUUCAGGCAGCUUGGCAACGGUACAAGAGACAGAAGGGGAAGAAUCGUCUUUGGGAGCCAUUUGAGUUGAGGAAAGUUGGCGAGGCCAUUGAGGAGCUGGACUCCUCGACAAAGACAGAAUCUUGGGAUCAGAAUUCUGGAAGGCAAAGAGAUUGAAGAGAAACCUGAUGAACUUGAUUUAUAGAAUUGCAGAGGUGUAUUAGAUUCUUCUGUUGGAAACUUCUUUAUGGGCGAAAUGUUUUUCAUAAAAGAAAGCAUUAAAUGAAACUAUUAUAGAAAUCAUGAUGUAAACUAUUGUCUUCUAAUUCUUCAAACAUCGUUUUUUUUUCUA
This is a messenger RNA of Zingiber officinale, 2525 nucleotides long. Its product is annotated as cyclic nucleotide-gated ion channel 17-like. The coding region runs from base 368 to 2350 and encodes 660 amino acids. Gene Ontology annotation, cellular component: membrane. The transcript is spliced from 7 exons. Gene Ontology annotation, biological process: transmembrane transport; potassium ion transport. Lineage: Eukaryota; Viridiplantae; Streptophyta; Magnoliopsida; Zingiberales; Zingiberaceae. The record is from RefSeq and is a predicted model, not a curated record. Gene Ontology annotation, molecular function: voltage-gated potassium channel activity.